UCUAUUCUCUGAUUUGAAUUCCUCCAUCAAUGGCUAAGUUUCUCUUCUUCUAUGUUCUUGCCUGCCUCUUCCUACAGGUUCUAACAUGCAGUGCUACGUUGUACACAGUAGGGGAUACCUCUGGUUGGGAUGUAAGUACUGAUCUUAACUCAUGGGUCAAGAACAAGACCUUCAAUGUUGGAGAUUCUCUCUUGUUCCAGUACUCAUCUAGCUAUACUGUGAAUGAGGUUACAAGGGACAACUUCAAUGCCUGCAAUGUGACUCGGGCUCUGCAAAUAUAUACUGGAGGAAACACUACGAUUCCGUUGACGAAACCCGGGGAUAGAUUCUUCGUCUGUGGUAACAAGUUAUAUUGUCUAGGAGGGAUGAAGCUUCAAGUCCAUGUUAAUGGAGAUCAAGGGGCUAGUGGUCCUGCAAGUGCAACAGGGUUCGCACCACAAGCUUCCAGGAACAAGAACAAAGCCUCACCUAAUUUAUACACUUCAAAUGGGUCUCCUCACGGUGGAAGAGAUUCUCUAAUAUUUGCAACUUCUCUUGGGGCUAUUGUUAUUCUUCUUUCUAUUGUUAUUAUUUGAAGGGAUUUUCUUGUUUGGCACAAAUAAUUUGUUUUUUUUUUUUUUUUUUUUUCCCUCUUUAGUCACACACAUAAUAUUUUUUCAAUGAGUGUAAUAGUGUCAUUUUACAUGCAGCCUCAAAAAUAUAUACAACAAUAACACUUUUUGA
Messenger RNA from Macadamia integrifolia, 723 nucleotides. Its product is annotated as blue copper protein-like. NCBI's taxonomy places the organism in Eukaryota, Viridiplantae, Streptophyta, Magnoliopsida, Proteales, Proteaceae. Bases 30 to 575 code for a protein of 181 amino acids. The transcript is spliced from 2 exons. Gene Ontology annotation, cellular component: plasma membrane. The record is from RefSeq and is a predicted model, not a curated record. Gene Ontology annotation, molecular function: electron transfer activity.